Suillus fuscotomentosus is the source of this 941-nucleotide messenger RNA. RefSeq names its product temperature dependent protein affecting M2 dsRNA replication. NCBI's taxonomy places the organism in Eukaryota, Fungi, Basidiomycota, Agaricomycetes, Boletales, Suillaceae. The record is from RefSeq and is a predicted model, not a curated record. Bases 56 to 757 code for a protein of 233 amino acids. The transcript has 4 exons.
CUGCGACUAUAGAUUCCUGCUCAACUCUCACACUCACUCGCCACUGGCGCGCGCUAUGUACACAGCAAUUAAACAAGCUCGUUUGAAUGACAAAUUCCAGGAUCCUCUAUAUCUGUUUUUGGAGCUCGUAAGGGCUGGGGUAAUGCAUGGCCACCUAUGGUCAGGCCGAGCAUUCAGUGGGGGCCCAAGUUUCGGGACCGAUGAUGAGAAAUCUUGUAUGCUGCUGGUCAUGAGAGUGCUUAGCAUCGUGCCUUUGAACUUCAAGUCACAACCUUGGUCGGCACCGUUAUCACGUGAAUUGCUGGUGUUUAACUCCUUUGUGCGUUCCCUGACUCGGGCGCUCCGAACGCUACUUGAGGUGACGACAUUGAACAUGUUACUACGUUCGGACGCGCGCCGAGCACGGGAAGACCUUCUGGACAUUACUAUCUCCCUGCCCUUCCAAUCUGAGGUGAACACUGGAUUUGGAGUGCUUGCGAAGGUGUACCUGGAUGCCCUGACCCACCUGAAUAAUCAAACGCGAGUACUUGACCCUAAUGCAGAAGGCGUUAGAGAGUCGAAGGCUAUGGCCCUCGAGAUAUGUGAAGACACGUUUCCAGGAGUGAAGACUCCGAAACAAGAAGUGGAACGAGGAUUCCGGUUCUGGGACAUUGCGCUGUCUGCCAUGAGGCAACUUCACUCUGAGGGUGCUGUCCUUCGCGAGUUGAUUGACCAGUUUGAAGCAGCAGAGGCGUGGCUUGCGCCGAUGAGGCCAUGAGAUUAUCGAUCAUGAUAGGUAGUUGAUUGAAAAUAUUUUUCGAUCGCUCUGUGCAAGUGCCCUGUUGAGGUGUUGUGUAGUUUCGAAUAGAAAAUAGCCUAUUGUGACAGCGCGAUUUAUUCGGAAGUGAGGAAGCGAUCAAUUACAAUGGAACGCAAAGGCCGUUAGAAAGGGUACAAGGAGG